Messenger RNA from Toxorhynchites rutilus septentrionalis, 960 nucleotides. RefSeq lists its product as uncharacterized. The transcript has a single exon. The coding region runs from base 1 to 960 and encodes 319 amino acids. Lineage: Eukaryota; Metazoa; Arthropoda; Insecta; Diptera; Culicidae. The record is from RefSeq and is a predicted model, not a curated record.
AUGGCUCCAAGUUUGCGGGCACUAUCUCGGCAGGAACGUUUCUGCACUGACUCAAUGAAAAAUCUAGUUGAUCAGGUUAGCAAUUACGAUGAGCAAAGUGACAAAAAUUUACUGGAAGGUUGGAAACGAAGAGUGGAAGAAAGUUUUGCGCAGUUUCAGUCGGUUCGUUUGCAAAUCGAAUUGGAGGAAGAUGAGAGUAAAUCUAUUGAUACCUCAUACGCGGAUGAAGAAGAAAAUCGCAGGAUACGCGAUGAAUUUGAACGUAACUAUAUGAUGGUGUAUGGGUUCAUUGUUACUGAAAUUCGCAAACAGAACAAUACCGAUUCCGAUGCAAAUAAGGUUAUCGUUUCCAAAACACGUGAUAGCUCUGACCAAAUGUUUUCUCGUAUCAAGUUGCCGGAAGUGAAGCUUCCGUCAUUCGACGGUUCCAUAACCAAUUUGCUCAAGUUUCGCGACACUUUCGUGAGCAUGAUAGAUUCGAACUCACAGUUGAAACCUGUAGACAAGUUCACAUACUUACUAUCGUCACUCUCAAAAGAAGCAAAACGAGUGAUCGAGUCAGUAGAAUUGACUGGUGCGAAUUACGCAGUAGCUUGGGAGCUACUUAAUAAACGUUUCGACAACAAAAAACUUGUAGUGAAAAAUUAUAUUGAUUCUCUUCUCUCAAUUGAACCUAUGCGUAGGGAAUGCUAUGAAUCCCUAACACGCAUUAUCGAUGAUUUUGAACGAAAUCUUAGCAUGAUACAGAAGAUGGGAAUACCAACCGAUGGAUGGAGCGUACUUUUAGCACACAUGCUGUACGCACGCUUAGAAGGAGCUACACUUAAGAUGUGGGAGCAACAUCAUAAAUCUACGGAUGUACCUACUUACGAAGAUCUGAUUGAGUUUUUACGAGGUCACGCAUCAGUACUACAGUCUUUAUCGUCAUCGUACAAAUCUCGUCGAUCCCGAAUUCGCUAA